Elaeis guineensis (African oil palm) is the source of this 733-nucleotide messenger RNA. RefSeq lists its product as uncharacterized. NCBI's taxonomy places the organism in Eukaryota, Viridiplantae, Streptophyta, Magnoliopsida, Arecales, Arecaceae. The record is from RefSeq and is a predicted model, not a curated record. Gene Ontology annotation, molecular function: calcium ion binding.
CUUCCUCAAAACAAAACGUUCUCUUCAUAUUUUCUCUCAUCACUUGGAGGUGUACGUGCUUGCGUGGUGAAGAAAAGAUGAGUGUGGAGAUAUUGGAUGGAGCCACAAUUCGUGAUUUCGUGGAGGAUGAAGGGGUCUUCAAUGGGUCGAUCAACGACCGGUUUGCGAGCCUUGACACCGACCAUGAUGGCCUACUUUCAUAUGCAGAGAUGGUGAGGGAGCUGAUGAGCCUUAGGGUGCUCGAGAAACACUUUGGUGUGGAUGACGUGGGUUUGAGCCCUGACGAGCUUCUUCAACUUUAUCAUGGCCUGUUUGCUCGGUUUGAUCAUGAUGGCAAUGGAGCAGUGGACUUGGAGGAGUUCCGGACAGAGAUGAGGGAGAUGAUGCUGGCCGUGGCGAAUGGGCUCGGGUUCUUGCCGGUGCAGAUGGUGGUGGAGGAGGGGAGUUUCCUCAAGAUGGCUGUGGAGAGGGAGUCAGCCAAGUUGGCGGCAUAGGGUGUCUUUUUUACUUUUACGCAGGGGUCUUCAGCUAGACUUAUCGUUAUCGAGUUAUUUUUGUAUUUAGUUUGAUUCGUGGGUUAGUCCCUGCUUAAAUUGUUGAAUGAUAAGUUGCUGAUGGAUUUCUUUCUAACGAGAUCGGUGAGAGGAAGUAAAUGAAAGAUUCCUUCUCCCAUGCUUUCUAUUGGUUUUAAAAUGAGAUAUACUAAUAAAUAAGAGCUCGAAUUUGCCUACCU